AUGGAUGAAUAUUUAAGCGCUGAAGAAGAGGAUUGCUAUUAUUCCUCCGAUCAAGAGACUUUCGACGGGAUUGCUAACGAUGAGGAGCCUGUUUCUUCCUCUUCCAGAAGAUCAACUACUCAGGUCAUCACUCAGGAAUCGCUUCUGGCAGCACAGAGGGAGGAUUUACAAAAGGUGAUGGAGUUGAUGUCGGUUAAGGAGCACCAUGCGAGGACUCUUCUUAUUCAUUACCAGUGGGAUGUGGAUAAGUUGUUUGCUGUGUUUGUCGAGAAAGGAAAAGAUAGCUUGUUUUCUGGAGCUGGUGUUACUGUUUUCGACAAUCAGUAUGACGAUUCCUCCUUCUCUCACGAUUCAGUAAUGAGUUGUGAUGUCUGCAUAGAGGAGGUUCCGGGUGAUCAGAUGACGAGAAUGGAGUGUGGACAUUGCUUUUGCAAUGAUUGUUGGACGGAGCAUUUUACUGUGCAGAUAAAUGAAGGUCAGAGCAAAAGAAUUAGAUGCAUGGCUCAUAAAUGCAUUGCAAUUUGUGAUGAAGAUGUUGUCAGGAAUCUAGUCAGUAAAAGGCGCCCAGAUCUAGCUGAGAAGUUUGAUCGUUUCCUUCUUGAGUCGUACAUCGAAGACAAUAGAAUGGUCAAGUGGUGUCCAAGCACUCCUCAUUGUGGGAACGCAAUACGAGCUGAGCAUGACAAGUUGUGCGAAGUUGAAUGUUUCUGUGGUCUUCAGUUUUGUUUCAGUUGUCUGUCUCAAGCCCACUCCCCUUGCUCUUGCUUGAUGUGGGAGCUCUGGAGAAAAAAGUGUCGAGAUGAGUCUGAGACAGUUAAUUGGAUAACCGUUCACACGAAGCUGUGUCCCAAAUGUUUCAAACCUGUGGAAAAAAAUGGUGGAUGCAAUCUCGUAAGGUGUAUUUGUGGGCAGUGUUUUUGUUGGUUAUGUGGUGGAGCUACGGGAAGUAAUCACACUACUAGGAGUAUCGCGGGACACAGUUGUGGUCGGUAUGACGACAAAAAAAGGCAGAUGGAAAGAGCGAAAAGGGAUUUAAAUAGGUAUACACACUAUCAUCACCGGUACAAAGCUCAUACGGAUUCCUCAAAGCUAGAGGAUAAACUUAGGGGCACUAUCCUUAAGAAAGUGUCAAAGUCAGAAAAGAAGGAGUUGAAGCUCAAAGACUUCAGCUGGGUUACCAAUGGACUCAACCGGUUAUUCAGAUCAAGACGGAUCCUUUCUUAUUCAUAUGCUUUCGCAUAUUACAUGUUUGGUGAAGAGCUGUUCAAAGAUGAGAUGAGCCCGAAGGAGAAAGAGAUAAAGAAGAAUCUGUUUGAGGAUCAGCAGCAGCAACUUGAGGGUAAUGUUGAGAAACUUUCCCAGUUAUUAGAGACGCCUUUUGAUACAUUUAGUGAUGAGAAAGUCAUGGAUGUACGGAUUCAAAUCAUCAAUUUGUCUGUUGCGGUCGAUAACCUCUGCAAGAAAAUGUACGAGUGCAUUGAGAAUGAUUUGCUCGGGUCUCUCCAACGUGGCAUCCACAGCAUCGCACCUUACAAAUCAAAGGGUGUCGAACAAGCAGCUGAGUUUUAUGCUUCCUGGAAUUCCAAAGGAGAAGAUGGUGCUGACAAAUUCCAGCCUUUGGAUUGUGGUACAAGCGGAGGGACAUCGAAGAUCGAGCAAGCUUCAGGAUCAAGAAACUCGGAAGACACGAUUUCCUCUUCUUCAAAUAAACGUCCCAAAAAAGAAGGAGCUUUCACAAACAACAAAGCCACUCUAUUGGAUUUGAAUUUGCCACCUGAUUUCAUCGACCAGAACUGA
Arabis nemorensis is the source of this 1797-nucleotide messenger RNA. The record is from the annotation of a GenBank genome assembly. NCBI's taxonomy places the organism in Eukaryota, Viridiplantae, Streptophyta, Magnoliopsida, Brassicales, Brassicaceae.